Messenger RNA from Plasmopara halstedii, 1017 nucleotides. RefSeq lists its product as hypothetical. The record is from RefSeq and is a predicted model, not a curated record. Lineage: Eukaryota; Oomycota; Peronosporomycetes; Peronosporales; Peronosporaceae. The transcript has a single exon. Bases 1 to 1017 code for a protein of 338 amino acids.
AUGACACUGCUCCGAUCGAUUACGUUACCACUCUAUCUCGUCUUGUCAAUUUGGACGUUCGGUAUCACGAAUGCAGCAUUUGCUGCCACCCCUACCUCGGAAUGUUGCAGCACUUGUAUCGGGAAGACGGCAAACGCUGCAUAUACUUAUGAUCCUGUAAUUUUUGAGCAAUGUUCCAACGUAUCAGGAGGGGUGUGCUGCUUUGAUUGCGGCAAUUUAGGCGAUCCAACGUAUGGAGACACAGUCUCGUAUGCUUCUGAUGGUGUUACGGCCGUGGUGAAAGCAGGCACAUACAUCUCGUUCACUUGGACUGGUAUAGCAAAUGUGACGUACAUCUCACUUAAAACGGGUCAAAAGAAGAUCGCAACGCCAACCAUUUCCAACACAGCAGCAACCGUCAAGUCCAACACUUUUCUUAUCUGUGCCAAAAGUGCCGGAACUAUAUAUUUUCGGGGAUGGGGCGAAGAAUCCUGUCGCGAAGCUUCACCAGAAUAUUUAGUAAAAGUGGAAGCAGGUGACUCGACCACAUGUGAUGCUACAGACGUUAGUGUUAAUAGUAUGAACUCAGAGGUCUCAGGUUCCACAUCAGGUUCCAGCUCGGAACAAGUACCAGCUGAUAGUACAGUGGAGAAAUGCAAUGCUCAGCGAGCUAGUAUUCAGGUCGUUGACGGCACACGAACUUGUGUCUGCGUUUCGGACUGGACGAACCCACCUGAGUGCAAUCAAUGGCCAGUAUGGAAAUGGAUUGUCACGGUUGGCGGUGGUGUGGCUGCUUUGUUUUCGAUCAUGAUUUCGCUUAAUGCACUGCUUCCAGCACUUCGACGAAAAAAGCAAGAAAGAGAAGACCAGAAAAAUCUUGCUUUCAACACUCCGAAAGACGAUGUUGCGACACUAGAAAUGACAGCCACGAGUAGCUACUAUGGCAAGGCAAUGAUGGUCCCUACAACGUAUGACCCACAAGCAGAUCGCCCUUCUGGGGUUCCACGGAAGCCAGUUGAGAAUGAAUUCACGCUUUAA